Molecule: messenger RNA, 1483 nt
Organism: Trichogramma pretiosum
Lineage: Eukaryota; Metazoa; Arthropoda; Insecta; Hymenoptera; Trichogrammatidae
Product: protein shank-like
Exons: 4
Cellular component (GO): dendritic spine; postsynaptic membrane; postsynaptic density
Molecular function (GO): synaptic receptor adaptor activity; ionotropic glutamate receptor binding
Source: RefSeq, a predicted model, not a curated record
CCUGCCUCGUUCCGAUCGCGUAUAUACCGUAUGUAAUAUAACCUCCUCUCCUGGGCACAACCGUCGUUGUUGUUGCCUUUUAAUACACACACACACAGGUACAUUCUCCUCUCUCUCUACUACUACUAUCUCUCUUUCUAUUCUCUUUCUGCAGUCUCCGUGUAUUAUACCGUGUGUGUGUGCGUCGUCGACGGCUUUCCGCGCGCGGACGGCUACUACUAUUGCCCGUACUGCGUGUGUGCGAGAGAAGACGACACCGUGUAGUCGCGGGGACCGCCACCUCCAGUGUACAUCAGUGCCGCGAACACAAAACUCGUCGUACAUCAUUUAUUGUCGCGAGCACGUUUAUUUAUUUUGUUUUUUCCUCGAUUCCUCGAAAAGAAAAGUGAAACUCACGUUGAUAAGUUGCGAGAGAGCCGGACGACUGAUUCUACUUGCCUUCCAAUUUUAAAUUCGAAUUUAUAAUAUAUUAUAUGAAGUUUUUAACGUAACGUGCGCGGGUUUCGAACGGAAGAUCGAUUUCGAAAACGCAGAAGAGGUGCGUGCAUGUAAAUCGUUGAAGAUUGUGUUGUGCUUCGAUUUUUUGAAAAAUAAAAGAAAUGCGUUGAUAGAAACGCACAAGUGCUCUUGUGACAAAAUUCAUCGAAAGAAGUGCAGUGCUUUGGUGGCGUACACAGCUGUCAUAUAUGAAAUUGAGCUGUUACAUAUGAAGCGAGGAAUCGUCCUAUAUGUGUGAUCGUGUGAUAAUAUAUUAAUUGCCUGGGAAUGAGAGAAAUAUAAAAAAAAAUAUAUUGUGCACGUUAUAUAGUGAACGUAAGCGACAGAAAAAGAAAGAAGCUGCAAAAAAAGUGUCUCGUUGAAAGGAGAAGAAGAAGAAUUUCGCCGUGUGUCUCUUUGCUGCAAUACAUUACACUCGCUGGCUGGGAAAAAAGUACACAUAACCGAUGCUGCGAAGAAUGUCGUCGCAGACGAUACGAUGUGACUCGGGCGCAGAGACGUCGAAGACCACGACCACGAGGUCGAGCGAGAUGGCCUAGUCGGCUCCGCCCGAAUGGAAGCGGUUCCGAAGCAGGCCAUAACAAACGUAAAAAUGCCAGGCACCCCAGCAGCGAGCGCCACCCUCGGCGGUGCUCAGAACAACCAGCAACAACCACAGCAACAGCAGCAACAAGCGCAGCAGCAGCAGGACGAGAUGCCCGACGAGCAGGAGCCCGUCGACGACGGAAUACUCUUGGCGCGGAUACACGUGCCCGAAUUGUGCGUGAGCAAGUGUCUGCAGUUCCCCAAGGAUCAGCUCGUCUGGGACGUGAAGCAACAGUGUUUGGCGUCCUUACCCAAGGUGGCUACUUGGUACAGGGAAUUGAAGGAGAGCUUCAAUUACGGCCUGUUCUAUCCGCCGGUCAAUGGGAAAGCUGGAAAAUUCUUGGAUGAAGAGCGCCGACUGGGGGAUUAUCCGUUCAAUGGACGAGUCGGUUAUCUCGAG